GGGCUGCCAUGGGCCGCUACCGCAUCCGCGUGGCCACCGGGGCCGCAUUCUUCGCCGGGUCGCACGACCGCGUGCAGCUGUGGCUGGUCGGGGCGCGCGGGGAGACGGAGCUGGAGCUGCAGCUGUUGCCGGCGCGGGGCCAGGUCAGCGGGCGGAGCGGGGACAGACCCCGGCCGGGACGCGGGAGGCCGGCGAGGGGCGGGAUCCGAGGGCGAAACGACUGCGGAACCGUGCCUGCUGGGACUUCCAGGUGUUGGGACGCCCGGGCGGCUGGGCCAGGAGAGGAUCGGGAGCCAGGACCCGGGCUGAGCGCAUACCCCUUCUCCCUUCCCGCCGGCCCUGGUCCUCGCAGCCUCCAACUCCUUCUCCAAAUGACCCCAGGCCAGUGUCAAUAUAGGAUCAGAAGUCAAGUGGGACGCUCCUAGGAAUGAGGGAGCGGGGAGAGCUCAGUUAAAGGACCGAUGAAGGUGCUGAUACUCAGACAUCAAUUCAAGACACUGCGGGCCACGCGCCACGCUCCCUCUUCCUCCCGGUGCGAUGGGGAGUCAGACACACCGCGCAGAUGUCCGGAGGAGGGAACGAGGGAGGCUGUCUUUGGAGGCCUUGUCAACGGAGGCUCCACAAAGGAGGAGGAGUUUGAGCAUGACAUUCCCGAGGACUUGGGACCACUGCAGUUCGUGAAGCUGCGCAAACACCACUCCCUGGUGGACAACGCGUGGUUCUGCGACCACAUCACGGUGCAGGGCCCUGUAGCCUUCCAGGAGGCCACCUUCCCGUGCUACCGCUGGGUGCAGGCCGACAGCGUGCUGUGCCUGCCCGAGGGCACCGCCCGCCUGGCAGGAAACAACGCAUUGGAUGUGUUCCAGAAACAUCGAGAGAAGGAACUGAAAGAAAGACGUCAGAUAUACUGCUGGGCCACAUGGAAGGAAGGGUUACCCCUGACAAUAGCUGCGGGCUGUGAGGACGAUCUACCUGCCAAUAUGAGAUUCCACGAGGAAAAGAGGCUGGACUUUGAGGGGACACUGAAGGCAGGGGCUCUGGAGAUGGUCCUCAAACAUGUUUACACCCUCCUGAGCUCCUGGAACUGCUUUGAGGAUUUUGAUCACAUCUUCUGGGGCCAGAAGAAUACCCUGGCUGAGAAGGUUCGCCAGCGCUGGCAGGACGAUGAAUUGUUUGGCUACCAGUUCCUCAAUGGCACCAAUCCCAUGCUGUUGAGACGCUGCACCUCUCUGCCCUCCCGGCUAGUGCUGCCCGCGGGGAUGGAGGAGCUACGGACCCAGCUGGAGAAAGAACUCCAGAACAGUUCCCUGUUUGAGGCUGAUUUCAUUCUCCUCGAUGGAAUUCCAGCCAAUGUGAUCCGAGGAGAGAAGCAGUACCUGGCUGCCCCCCUCGUCAUGCUGAAGAUGGACACCAGUGGGAAGCUGCUACCCAUGGUCAUCCAGAUCCAGCCUCCCAGCCCCAGCUCUCCGACCCCACCACUGUUCCUGCCCUCAGAUCCUCCACUUGCCUGGCUCCUGGCAAAGUCCUGGGUCCGAAAUUCAGAUUUCCAAUUGCACCAGCUCCAAUAUCAUCUGCUGAACACCCACCUGCUGGCUGAGGUCAUUGCUGUGGCCACCAUGAGGUGCCUCCCGGGGCUGCACCCGGUCUUCAAGCUCCUGAUUCCACACAUCCGCUACACGAUGGAAAUCAACACCCGGGCACGGACCCAACUCCUCCCAGACGGAGGUAUAUUUGAUAAGGCAGUGAGCACCGGUGGAGGGGGCCACGUGCACUUGCUCCGCCGGGCCCUGGCUCAGCUGACCUACUGCUCCCUCUGUCCUCCCAACAAUCUGGCUGACCGCGGCCUGCUGGGAACCCCGGGUGCUCUCUAUGCCUGCGAUGCUUUACGGCUCUGGGAGAUCACUGCCCGCUACGUGGAGGGGAUCAUCCACCUUUUCUACCGCGGGGAUGACGUCGUGAGAGGGGACCCUGAGCUGCAGGCCUGGUGUCGGGAGAUCACUGAGGUGGGGCUGUGCCAGGCCCAGAACCGAGGUUUCCCCAUCUCCUUCCAGUCCCAGAAUCAACUCUGCCAUUUCCUUACCAUGUGUGUCUUCACGUGCACUGCUCAGCAUGGGGCCAUCAACCAGGGCCAGCUGGACUGGUAUGCCUGGGUCCCUAAUGCCCCAUGCACAAUGCGGAUGCCCCCACCUACCACCAAGGAAGAUGUGACAGUGGCCACGGUGAUGGGCUCACUACCUGAUGUCCGACAGGCCUGUCUUCAAAUGGUCGUCACAUGGCAUCUGGGGCGCCGCCAGCCAGACAUGGUGCCUCUGGGGCAUCACAAAGAAAAGUAUUUCUCAGACCCCAAGGCCAAGUCUGUACUAAACCAAUUCCAAACAGAUCUGGAAAACUUGGAAAGGGAGAUUACAGCCCGGAAUGAGCAACUUGACCUGCCCUAUGAAUACCUAAAGCCCAGCCUCAUCGAGAACAGCAUCACUAUCUGAGCUCCGGGACACCCCCACCGGGAAGACUGCAGAUCAGCUCUGGGACUGACAGUUCCAUAUUGAGUUUCAUGGUUUCCUAGUCUCUGCUGCAGAGGCUCUGUUUCCUCCCCCAAUUAAAUCCCCUCCAUCUGCAGCCCAUGAGCCCAAGGGCCUUUCCUUUUCUGUAAAGGGCCUGAUAAGAUGUUAGGCUUUGUAGGCCACACAGUCUGUCACAGUAACUCAGCUCUCCUAUUGUAGCACGGAAGCAGCCACAGGCACCGUGUAAAUGAAUGCUGUGUUCCAAUAAAACUUUAUUUACGGAGA
Orcinus orca (killer whale) is the source of this 2786-nucleotide messenger RNA. RefSeq names its product arachidonate 12-lipoxygenase, 12S type (gene ALOX12). The record is from RefSeq and is a predicted model, not a curated record. Bases 462 to 2483 code for a protein of 673 amino acids. Gene Ontology annotation, biological process: linoleic acid metabolic process; lipid oxidation. The transcript is spliced from 14 exons. Gene Ontology annotation, molecular function: arachidonate 12(S)-lipoxygenase activity; linoleate 13S-lipoxygenase activity; protein binding. Gene Ontology annotation, cellular component: cytosol; sarcolemma. NCBI's taxonomy places the organism in Eukaryota, Metazoa, Chordata, Mammalia, Artiodactyla, Delphinidae.